GAUACACGGCAUUAAUGGCGCGUCCGACCGAAGAAGACUCCUUCAAGUGCGAGCCUCGCGCACUUGCUCUUUGGAUCUAGAGCUUAUAUAUUAAGCAUCAGAACUUAUCAUAAAUAUCCACCCAGUCUUAGUCUACGAGCCAGUCCACGCACGCACUACUAUAUACCUUACAUAUGGCCUUGUCGUACACUGCACAACAGACGAUCAAGUAUCUUCAAGUUGCGCCGGCCGCGAUCUGGAUACUCGAUUAUUUUUUGACUUUUGAACAUGAAGUCCGCCUGUUCAGCAACAUAAGCUGCUGGAACAUUGUCACUGUCAUGUUCAUCCUAGCUAGAUAUGCUCCCGUAAUAUGGAUCAUCACUCAAAUAUAUCCCGCAGAAGGUCUGCUUCUCCUUAUCGUUGUCGCCAUGGUCAUUUGCGAUAUACUUCUGGCGCUUCUGCUCGAAAACAUAUGUGUGCCUACAUCGACUCUGAUGGUUUCAGAGUUUACGAAAAUGGAAGACCUGAUAAUGGGCAAGUUUGUUAGCGCAGCACUGUUUGAACUCAUAGUGAUCACUCUUAUAAUGUAUCAUUCAAUACGACUACGCUCUGAUGGUAUACGCUCCGAGAUCGGUAGAGUGACGUCAACCUUGUUGAAGGGAAGUUUGCUAUAUGCACUGUCGCUUCUUGUUUCUUUUACUUUGCCGGCCUCAUCGCAGGAGCAGGGUGGAAUCAUAGUUGUGUUCCAAGGUGUCUUGCAUAGUGUCUUGGCUUCGCGUGUUCUUUUUGAUCUAAGGGAUCUGAGGGAUACAGGUCAAGAUGAAGAACACGACUAUUUAUUCACCUCAUAUAUCCCUUCCUCGCACUCAGCGCGCAUCACAAACGAUACCAAUGACUGUCUUAGAUGCCGAAAGUAAUGCAUGAUUAUGCCUCACCGUGUACAACGUCAAUAUCGCACGCACACAUGUCGCAAUCCUGAAACACAUAACAACCGCUCGAAUCACCGCACCCUGCAUAUCUCGUUC
This is a messenger RNA of Suillus discolor, 1004 nucleotides long. RefSeq lists its product as uncharacterized. NCBI's taxonomy places the organism in Eukaryota, Fungi, Basidiomycota, Agaricomycetes, Boletales, Suillaceae. The record is from RefSeq and is a predicted model, not a curated record. The coding region runs from base 174 to 896 and encodes 240 amino acids. The transcript has 11 exons.